Molecule: messenger RNA, 6144 nt
Organism: Caretta caretta (loggerhead turtle)
Lineage: Eukaryota; Metazoa; Chordata; Testudines; Cheloniidae
Gene: PI4KB
Product: phosphatidylinositol 4-kinase beta
Biological process (GO): phosphatidylinositol phosphate biosynthetic process; phosphatidylinositol-mediated signaling
Cellular component (GO): membrane; cytoplasm
Molecular function (GO): 1-phosphatidylinositol 4-kinase activity
Source: RefSeq, a predicted model, not a curated record
CUGAUUAGAAUCAUCUCUGGGAAUCCACUUGAGUCCGCAUUGUCAAAGAUGAAUAGCUCGAUCAUAUUGGUGUGCAUGCAUUCAAGGAGGGAGAAGCUGCUGUGUUGGAUACGAUUGCACCAGCUUUGAAGCGUGAAGACCUGCCACUGCUAUGGGUGACGCUAUUGUAGAUGCAGCCCCUGGGACAGCGUUGGAUCAGUCAUCCGGCCCAGUGCUGCAGGGAAAUGGAGGGACUCCUCUCAGCGUCAUCAGAGAAGGCGUUGGGGAGUUGGCGGUUAUCGACCCUGAGGUGGCGAAGAAAGCCUGUGAAGAGGUCCUGGAGAAGGUCAAGCUGAUGCAUGGGGUCUCCUCAGACAGCGUGGCUAAAUCGGAUGAUUGCAACGAAAUGGAGAGUGCUCCACGGACCAACCUGGAACUAGCCAAUGGAGACGUCGGAGAUGGCUGUGAAAUCAAAUGCUUGGACGACCCAGCUGGCGCGCCUUCCAGGAUCCAGGAGGAGGACGAGACCAUGGCCAACACAGUGAAAAGCGCCCGGAGGCGGCAAAAGAACAACUCAGCUAAGCAGUCCUGGCUGCUCCGGCUCUUUGAAUCCAAACUCUUUGAUAUCUCCAUGGCCAUUUCAUACUUGUACAAUUCAAAGGAGCCAGGGGUACAAGCUUAUAUUGGAAAUAGGUUGUUUUGCUUUAGGAACGAGGAUGUGGACUUCUACCUGCCACAGCUUCUAAACAUGUACAUCCAUAUGGAUGAAGAUGUUGGCGAUGCUAUCAAACCCUACAUUGUGCACCGCUGUCGGCAAAGCAUCAACUUUUCCCUCCAGUGUGCUCUGCUGCUGGGCGCCUACUCCUCGGACAUGCACAUCUCAACUCAGCGACACUCCCGUGGGACCAAGCUGCGGAAGCUCAUCCUCUCUGAUGAGUUGAAGCCAGCUCACAAAAAGAGGGAGCUGCCGUCUCUGAGCCCGGCGCCCGACAUGGGGUUGUCACCUUCCAAAAGGACUCACCAGCGGUCAAAGUCGGACGCCACAGCUAGCAUCAGCCUGAGCAGCAAUCUGAAACGGACCGCCAGCAAUCCCAAAGUCGAGAGCGAGGAUGAGGAAUUCUCAUCGAGUACGGAAAGUGUUGAUAAAUCAUUCUGUUCCCCUGUCAGACUUGCCCCAGAGAGAGAAUUCAUCAAAUCCCUGAUGGCCAUUGGAAAGAGACUAGCCAUUUUGCCCACCAAAGAGCAGAAGACUCAGCGUCUUAUCUCGGAGCUGUCUUUACUUAACCAUAAGCUUCCGGCACGCAUCUGGCUUCCCACAGCUGGCUUUGACCAUCAUGUGGUGCGGGUGCCCCACACGCAGGCGGUGGUGCUCAACUCCAAGGACAAGGCUCCCUAUUUAAUCUACGUUGAAGUACUUGAAUGUGAAAAUUUUGACACCACUAAUGUGCCAGCCCGGAUCCCAGAGAACCGCAUCCGGACCACGAGGUCUGUGGAGAACCUGCCAGAAUGUGGGAUCACUCAUGAGCAGAGGGCCAGCAGCUUCACAACUGUUCCCAACUAUGACAACGAUGAUGAAGCCUGGUCUGUGGAUGAUAUUGGGGAACUGCAGGUGGAGCUUCCAGAGAUGCACACCAACAGCUGUGACAAUAUUUCCCAGUUCUCCGUGGACAGCAUCACCAGCCAAGAGAGCAAAGAGCCUGUGUUCAUAGCAGCUGGUGAUAUUAGACGGCGCCUCUCAGAGCAGCUUGCACACACCCCGACAGCUUUCAGGAGAGACCCUGAGGAUCCGUCUGCUGUUGCCCUGAAGGAGCCCUGGCAGGAGAAAGUCAGGCGGAUCAGGGAAGGCUCCCCUUAUGGCCAUCUUCCAAACUGGCGCCUCCUCUCGGUGAUUGUCAAAUGCGGAGAUGACCUCAGGCAAGAGUUGCUAGCAUUCCAGGUCCUUAAACAACUGCAGUCUAUUUGGGAGCAGGAACGCGUGCCCUUGUGGAUCAAGCCAUACAAAAUCCUCGUCAUCUCCGCAGACAGCGGCAUGAUCGAGCCGGUCGUCAACGCAGUGUCCAUCCACCAAGUCAAGAAACAAUCCCAGCUCUCGCUGCUGGACUACUUCCUCCAGGAGCAUGGCAACUACACGACCGAAGCAUUUCUGACGGCCCAGAGGAAUUUUGUGCAGAGCUGUGCUGGAUACUGCCUGGUGUGCUACCUGCUACAGGUCAAAGACAGGCACAAUGGCAAUAUAUUGCUGGAUGCAGAUGGACACAUCAUCCAUAUAGAUUUUGGGUUCAUUCUCUCCAGCUCCCCCAGGAACCUUGGCUUCGAGACGUCUGCCUUCAAGCUCACGUCGGAGUUCGUUGAUGUCAUGGGCGGUCUGGAUGGUGAUAUGUUUAACUACUACAAGAUGCUGAUGCUGCAAGGCCUCAUCGCUGCCCGAAAGCACAUGGAUAAAGUCGUCCAGAUUGUGGAGAUAAUGCAGCAAGGUUCUCAGCUGCCCUGUUUCCAUGGCUCCAGUACCAUCCGCAACCUGAAGGAGCGUUUCCACAUGAACAUGACGGAGGAGCAGCUGCAGAUGCUCAUUGAACAGAUGGUGGACGGCAGCAUGCGGUCAAUCACCACCAAGCUCUAUGAUGGCUUCCAGUACCUCACCAACGGCAUCAUGUGACAGCUGCGCCCUUGCCACCGACUCAAGGAUGGCUUUUGCCGCAGCCACAGUGCCCAGCUGGAGACCUGCCACCUGGCCGAGGGAAAAGGUCUUGCCCCGUGUGGUGAAGGGAGCUGAGCAGUAGCACCUCCCGGGUGCCAGGUUUAACAGACUCGCAAGCCACCACCAACAAAAAACAGUGUUCAGAGGAACAAAAUCCACGUGUGAAAUUGACUAAAAACAAAAAGAAUCAUGUGACAACCAUUGCGAUCACGUUUAAUGUGACCGCGGGGUCCAGGCGUUGGUGAGACAAAGCCAUCAGCGCUCUGUGGACAACAGAGCAUCUGCUAGACACCAGAACCAUGUGUACAUCAGUUCCUCCCACCUUUAUUUCAGUAUUAUGCCUGUUGAUGUCCUGUGAACUCUUCCACAAUCUCAUAAUCGUUUAGGGCCUGGGGUGGAGGGGGCCAAAACCAUCCUUCUCCCUGAGUCUGGAAUUUGCUGAUAUUUUGAGCCUUCUGCUAGCACCACUUGAAUGCAGUUGAGGUGAAUCCCCAUCAGCCCCCAACCCUGCAUGUUCCUGUACAGCGUUCUCAGCAUUAUUUGACUCUCCUGAUGUUGAUUUGGCUUUUUUCACCCUUUGCACAUUUUAAUGUAAGUUUAAGUUGCAAGUUAGACAACAAACGUGUCUUGAGAUCAUAGGUCACUAGACACAACCCAUGUAGCACAGUCUUAACCUUCUGGAGCAUAGGGUUAUUAGGACUUAGAUCUUUUUGUUUCGUUUCAUCCACGUCUCUCAUAGUCUGGCCAUGCAACGGCAUGCCCGUCUGUCUGUCUUUGGGCACCUUUUUGACUUUGUUCCACAAAUCUGGGGCUGUGAAGCUUUCCCCUGCAAUAAUAUCAGAAUUCAUACUUCAUGGGUUUGUGCCACACUGAAUGUCUUGUCCUUGGCUGAUGAUCCUGGUGAUGCAGUAGCCUGGCCCUGAACUCGCACCGCCUUGAACUCAGCAGCGGGGCUGCAAGUUGCUUUGUGUGUGAUAUCCGCACAAGGGUUACAUUUCCGUGGAUGAUGAGUUUUUACAUCUACCUGGAUCGGACCUCUAUAUGCAGAAUGUUCCCCUGGAGGUUAUAACCUGUCCCAUCCCUCCUCGGUGGCGUACUUUGGCCUGAGCCAAGUUUCAUGGCUCCCAGGGAGUGAGGCAAAAUGUGGACUGAUUUUGCUAGUUUUCUUCCUAGAGUAACUGAAGGCUAGUCUAAACUUAUCCAUCUUACCUUGCUUACACACCUAGCUAGAGUUCAGGAGACGGGUUGAUUUUUAGUUUUGCAGCAAGCAGGGCAUAGCUAGUGCCUUUUUUCAGUUUUAAGUAAAGAAGUGAUCGUGCUAAUUUUUCAUCCCCAGAAACAGGUCAAAAGCAGAUGCUGACAAGCACAAAGUUAUUGCAAAGAACCAGUAGAACACAGCUGUGAAGUUGUAAGGCCAGGCUGUUUGGCUUAUAGAUCCAGGGCAUGGAAAUCACUCUAUGCUGGGCUGAUUUCAUUUUUAAAGCUCCCUUUCCGCUACUGUCCAGCUGAAAACAUCUGUACUUUAUAAAGAGCAACAAGGUUUGAUUUGUUGAAGCUUCUCCAUUUCUGUGUAUUAGUAUAACUCUAUUCAGACAUAAGUCCCUUCCCUUGUCCUCUCUCCCCUCAGUGUAUUCAGACUUCUUGCAGCUGCUGAUCAGAUGGUGGAAUCCCCUACUACCUGAGUGUGUGUGAUUUGUUACCUCAGUCCUGGUUCUCCCCCAUUGACUCCUGUAUGUGGACUCUCAUGUUAAUAGGUGUUUGUUUAGUGCUACUUUGCCAUGUUGAUUAUUUAGCCUUUUUUUAACUGUAUUUUAACAUUAUGGGAUAGAGGUUUCUGGCAGGAAGAGGCAAUAUUUCCAAGUUUUGCAACCAGAAGUUCAAACCACUGCAUAUGCUCCUGCAGCCCAACAGAUGAGCAGCAACCUAGGCUUCACUGUCUCCCAAUUGCAAUUAAAACAUACAGGUCGUGGGGAGGCAUAAUCUUCUGUCACUUCCUGUUCUCAAAACCAGUUAUUCUUGUUACCAGUUUGGAAAUGGAUUGGCAAAAUGUAAGUUUUGGCUUUUUACUGUCCACUGAAAGAAUUAUGAAAGGUCUGAAACAUUGACUUUGCAAGGAGUGGAGAACGCUUGGGUAGCAAUAUGCUGAUCCUUGCAGGUGGGAAUAGAAAAGGACCUAGUGCUAGUUUCAUUACCAAAAAAACACUAACCUAGUUGCUUUUGUCUGUUCGUUCCAUUUUUUAAUUUUUCCCUUUAAGUUCCUCCUUGUAACUGCUCUUGUGACCCAGCUGUUCCCGGAACAGCCAGCAGGGGCUCGGAAAAGGGGCCGUAGAUUUUAAGGAACAAUCUGAAUUUCUGUGGGAAAGACCCAGCCUUGCAGUGCCAGAGGGGUGGAGCUAGAAAUGAUAGAAUUGUUUGGAUGAUCAGUGUGUGGGGCGGGGUGGUAUCGCUCUAAUAUAAGGACAAAAAGUAACUAUGAAUGUUGGAAAAAUGAGUGAUACUUGUCACAUGUUGUAGCUUACAAACAGAUUUGCAGGCUGCUGUGUUGAAUGGGGUUACACUUCUGUAAUCCACUUGGCAGUGGUAAUUUUAACCUCCUUCUGUAAUCCACUUGGCAGUGAGGGUAGCAAUUAUUUGUAGGAGCAGCCCAUGACAUGUUGGUCAUUUUGGCUACUACUGAGUUUCAGAGCAGAGAAAGGAUCAUUUUAAAACUUUGCAAUUGCCUUGUUUUUUUGGUGGGGAUCACUGGGAUUUAACUUUUGGGUCAAAUUUAGGCUUAGUUUACUCAUUUGUAUGUCACUUAGCAGCCUGUUGAAUUGUCGGAAAACUGCUUUAGUGGCUAACUUCAUGUUUCAGCUCCUGCCGCGACUCAAGCUUGCUUGGCCAUAAAAAGCCGUGAACAGACACUUCAAAUGACUCCAUCUUGCUUUUUAGCUUCCCCCUCUGCAUUUAUCCUGACCUGGAAGUGAACUGCAACCAAGUUCCCCUUUAAUGUAGCAGAUGGCAUACGGAUGCCCAGUGAUCAGAUGUACUGAGCCCAUAGUAGCAGCAUUGCUGCAAGUGGCAAAUUAGCAAGUGAAAUAAUGUCCCUGUAUACAAAUUACCCAACCAGUUGGGUGACUUCUGCAGAUUGUUGCUACUUAAUCUGGAUGGGAUCCUUUGGAAUGUAGUUUUCAUUUAAAAUCCUCAUGGAGAGUACAUUUUAACAGCUAAAAGGGGAUGGGCUGCAUGACGGCAAGAGGAGAGGGACAAAAAUAAGAUCCUAAUAGGCCAUACUAAUGGCCUCUCCUUGAGCUGAAGCGAACACCCUUUCUGACAGCUGCUGCUGGCUACACAGACUGUGUGUGAACCUUUCCAUGUGUGGGGACUUUUUAUUUUCCUAUUCAGUAAGGAUGGGCCAAACUCAGAAAUAAAAUAUACAACCAGAACUUGAUUUCUAAUAAAAUGUCCUUUUUUAAAAAAACAGAAAA